UUGCCUCUCACCACUCCAAAUCGAGAAGCAGAGCACACGCCACCGCUGGCGAACCAUUCUUGCGGCAGCUGCUGAAAGAAAUGGUUGUCGGCGAGUGGACGCGGGGGCCGGCUAUCGGGCGGGGCUCUUCGGCCGUCGUGUCACUCGCCGUCGACUGCCACACGGGGGAGUUCUUCGCGGUGAAGUCCGUCGGGGCCGACAGGGCCGGGGAGCUACUGCGGGAGCAGAGCAUCAUGUGUGAUUUGAGCUCGCCGUAUGUCCUGCGGUGCCUGGGCUCCGGCGUAUCCGCGGCGGAGGACGGUGGGACGUCGUACGACAUGUUCCUGGAGUACGCACCCGGCGGGUCGCUCGCCGACGAGAUCAAGCGGUGCGGCGGCGGGUACGAGGACAGCCUGAUCCGGUCGCGCGCGCGUGACAUCCUGUGCGGCCUGGCGCAUGUCCAUGCCGCCGGGGUUGCGCACUGCGACGUGAAGGGCCGGAACAUCCUCAUCGGAUCCGACGGCCACGCCAUGAUCGCCGAUUUCGGGUGCGCGCGGCGGGUGGCGGUCGGUCACGGUGGCUGCAUUGCCGGCGGGCGGCCGAGGGGCGGCACCCCUAUGUUCAUGGCGCCGGAGGCUGCGCGGGGCGAGGAGCAGGGGCCGGCGGUGGACAUAUGGGCCCUCGGCUGCACGGUCAUCGAGAUGGCCACCGGCGGCGCGCCGUGGCCAGAAUUCACCGACCCCGUCGCCGCGCUCCACCACGUCGCGUUCUCCGGCGAAGUGCCGGAGUUCCCCCGGUGGCUAUCGGACGACGGCAAGGACUUCUUGGCCAGGUGUUUGCAGCGGGACCCUAGGGAGAGGUGGACGGCGGAGCAGCUGCUCGACCACCGAUUCGUAGUUACCGUCGCCUCCUCGUCCUCCAAUUCCAUGCCAAGAAUCUCCGACAAGGAUAUAUUCGUCUCCCCCAAGAGCAUUCUCGAUCAGGUCUUGUGGGAUGACUCGACGGCGGACACCAACGACACCGCGGCGCCGACAGACAGAGUCCGCUCUCUGGCCGCCGGCGCGCCAGUCGUGCCGGACUGGACAUGGGACGCGAAUUGGAUCACGGUCCAUUCAGGCAGCAUCGUGGAAGACGACGACACCGCAGCGUUGCCGGAGGGAGACGACGGCGAUAGUGAUCGCCUCGCCGGCAGCUCCACCCCCGCUGGUAGCCCGACGUCGCGGGGUUCACAUGCGUCCCAUGGCGAUUCCUGCGGCGAUGUGCUCCGCUGUAACGGCGAUUGUUACGGUGACAUGAGUAGCUGUAGUGCCGAUUGUUACGGUGAUGUGAGUAGCUGUUAUGACGGGUGUAGCGAACGCUUUUGCGGUGGUAAUCACGUGAUGAGCGAUUGUACCCCUGCAAUCACAAGCAAAGGAUUCUUUCCGAGAUGUUGUGUUACUACUACUUUUGGUGUUGUUGAUGUUGUUACUUUUUUCUUGUCCGAGCUGGCCGUUUACUUUCCCCCGUCGUUGUUACUCAAUUCCUGCCGUUGCCUUACUAUU
This is a messenger RNA of Oryza brachyantha (malo sina), 1520 nucleotides long. Its product is annotated as mitogen-activated protein kinase kinase kinase 18-like. The transcript has a single exon. The record is from RefSeq and is a predicted model, not a curated record. NCBI's taxonomy places the organism in Eukaryota, Viridiplantae, Streptophyta, Magnoliopsida, Poales, Poaceae. The annotation marks the transcript as partial. Gene Ontology annotation, molecular function: ATP binding; protein kinase activity. Gene Ontology annotation, biological process: protein phosphorylation.